This is a messenger RNA of Parus major (Great Tit), 3143 nucleotides long. RefSeq names its product 2-aminoethanethiol dioxygenase (gene ADO). Gene Ontology annotation, molecular function: oxidoreductase activity, acting on single donors with incorporation of molecular oxygen, incorporation of two atoms of oxygen. The coding region runs from base 49 to 792 and encodes 247 amino acids. The transcript has a single exon. Gene Ontology annotation, cellular component: mitochondrion. Lineage: Eukaryota; Metazoa; Chordata; Aves; Passeriformes; Paridae. The record is from RefSeq and is a predicted model, not a curated record.
AGCGGCGUUGGGUCCCGCCCGCCGCGGCCGGGCCGGGCCGUUGCCGCCAUGCCCCGGGACAACAUGGCCUCCCUGAUCCAGCGGGUGGCGCGGCAGGCACGCAUCACCUUCCGCAGCCCGGCGGGCCCUGCCUUCGGGGAGAACCUGCACCGCCUGCAGCAGCUGCUGGACGAGGUGCGCGCCGAGGACUUGCACUUGGCGCCGCGGGGGCCGUCGGCCGCGGCCGCGGCGGCGGCGGGCGGGGGUCCGCCGUGGGCUGGCGUGGUGCCUCCCGUCAGCUACAUGCACAUCUGCGAGACGGAGAGCUUCAGCAUGGGCGUGUUUCUGCUGCGGAGCGGUGCCUGCAUCCCGCUGCACGACCACCCGGGCAUGAACGGCAUGCUGAAGGUGCUGUACGGCACGCUGCGCAUCGCCUGCAUGGACACGCUGCCCGCCGGGGCCGCCGCCGUUCCGCCGCCCCCGGCUGCUGGCAGCGGGCCGUGCCUCCGCGCCCUUUUCCGCUCCCGCCAGCACUACACGCCCGCCUCGCCGCCCUGCUUGCUCUCGCCGCACACCGACAACCUUCACCAAAUCGACGCCGUGGACGGGCCUGCCGCCUUCCUUGACAUCCUGGCGCCGCCGUACGACCCCCAGCACGGCCGGGACUGCCACUACUACCGGCUGCUGGAGGGGCUGCCAGCGGACGUGGAGCCGCCCGCGCUGCCGCGGGAGGUGUGGCUGAUUGAGACCCCGCAGGCCGCCGACUUCUGGUGCGGAGGCGAGCCCUACCCUGGGCCUCGCGUCUGCCUCUGAGUCGCCGCCGGCGGCCCGUGCCGGGCGGCGGCCGCUAGGGACGAUGUGCGCUCGCCCCGCCGAGAGGGGAACACGCUGCUCGCCGCCCCCAGCCCGGCCGCCCCCUGGAGCCCACCGGACAGCACCACCGCGGGGACGCAGUGUGUGCGCCGAGUGCGCCGUGGGUCAGAGCCUUCCUCUGAUCUCGGGCUUCGUGAGUCGGGGAGAUAAAGCGCCAGAACAUCUUUAUGUGCUUAGGGCCGAAAUGCGUGAGCAGCGCGACUAAGCUGCUCAGCUGAAGGGUCGGGGAAAUAUUCCAGCAUCCUGUGUAAAUAGUUAGGGCCACGCAUCAGGGCGGGGAUUCAGGCUCCAAAGGGAAAGUAAAUGCAAUAAGAUUAGUCACAGGGUGCCCUGGCUUUUCCCAGUGGGUCUCCCACUUCCAAAGCCAGCUGACACCACAGGACCAGGGAACUGUACCUGAGUUUGGGAAGAGGGGUUGGUGUGGCUACAGCCUUCAAGAACUGUUUCCAGAGUGAUUCUCAAGAAGAGUUGUACCCUGCUAGUAAAAAACAAAUCCAGAACAACUCCUGAGCCAGGACACGCUUCUCCAGUAAAUACCAGUGAUCAGUCCCCAGGGCUGGAGUUAAGGAAAUUACUGCUCCAAAUGGAUGCUGUCAAGUUCAGAGUUACUUUUCAACAGUUUUUUAAUGUGUCAUAUACAAGAUCUUACUGUUGCAACUGAGAAUUACUGAGUGCAUCUAUGCAUACUUCCUUCAGCAAGAAGGAGACAGCUGCUAAUUAACCUUGCUUGGAACCUCUAAUGCAGCAGUGGCAGAAGGUGGCAGAAACUGGGCAUCAUAAGAGAAAAAACAACUAUCUACUCUUGCGGAAGCUAUUCUAGAAACACGGUGUAUUUGCAAACCCUCAGUAUACAGCAGUGCAUACCUUAGAUACUGAUAAGAUUUGACCUGAUGUCUUUAAAGUGUGGUCUGUGUUUUUAUAUGUGAACGCUUUAGGCUUUUGAAGCCUUGCAGUUUCCCUCUUUAUAGUAUUUAUAAAUACUACUUUUUCAUAAGGCUUUUAAAUAAAUGUAGAGUAGAAGAGACACCGUGAAUUUUGCCUUGCUAUGAUGGAAACAGUCUGGAGAUGCAGUUUGUCCACAGCAGGGGAUACAAUCUUUCUAACACAGGCUAAAGUUUCUCUACAAGUGAAAUGGCCCAGUGCUACAGGGACUGGUCUGGUGCCUGUUCAUCCUAAUGCACAUUUUGUACCACAAACCCAGGCCAGGGCAGCCUUGGACAUCUUAGUCAUGAUGUGAGAAGUUGAGUAAGAAACACAACUUAGCAACCUCCUAAGUGAGAUACCAACCUGCUCCAAAAAUCAUUUCACAACUGGCUUUACUUUUCUGUGUAUUUAUAAAAGCAGACUUGUUUUUCCUGUACAGUGUAUGUGUGAAUUUUUAAAUGAUUCUGAUAUGGCAGUGCUGGUUUUUUUUUUGUUUUGUUUUUUUGUUUUUUCCUGGCCUGCAUAAGAAUGAAUGCAAUACACAGUCAGCAUUAUGCAUGCAUGGAUAAAUUCUUUUGCAAGGAAAAAUUGGUAGAAAUUAUUUCAGGCGGUUUCCAUAUAUUCUUAGAGCAUUUAAAGGUGUCUGAUCUUUCUGCAGCUGGCUUACCUGUUUUUCUUGGAAUUCCCCUGCAGCUUAGCGUUAGUUAAUGUUUAACAAUUCUUGAUUGAAUGUAGUCAUUAAUUAUAAGGCAAUGCCUCCCUGUGUUACAGCCUGUUUCUACCUCUUUCCAAGCCUAAUGAAGACAGUUACUCUUUUUCAGAAGUCCACAAAGAAGACAGCAUAGUGGUGCAUGCAAACAGCUGUACUGGAAAAACAAACUGUGAGCAUUUUUUAUCCCAUUUACUCUAUCUUCCCCUUAGGUCUUUCUGCUGAGUUUUUAAUUUUUUUGCCCCAUGUGUAAAACCUAGUCAGGAUGUUUAGUGGGACAGUAUUUAAUGCGUCUUUCUGAAGAGGACAGCAUGGUCAUGCUGUGGAGUGCUGUUAACCAUGGCAAAAACAGGUUUUUUUACUUAGUUGUUUUUUUGUUGUUUUUUUGUUUUUUUUUUUAAUUAAGGUGUUAAUAUCAAAAUACUUAAAGCUGGAAACAUAGCAAAGAAAACCUGAGAUUCAUUUUUUUUAAAAACCUCUGUGUAACUUCUUUCUUACUCACUAAUUGAAACUUACUUCCUAUGUUCUAGAUAUCUGUUAGCAGAAGAUUUAAGUCUGUAAUGCCAUUCCUUCUCUCUGCAGUCUGGUUAUUGUGUUUUCACAACAGCAAAAUAACUGUUAUUGCUGAAUUGUAGAAUAAAUACAGGAUAUCUCACCA